UUCAUAUAAAUUUUACCUGAAAAAAAACCAGUGUCUGAGAUUCAACCAAAAUUCUUGUAGUAAAAGAAGAAGAAUUUUAUUUUUCUAUGAUGAAGAAAGAGAGUGGUUGAUGUGAAAAGCGAAGCUCCGAAAAUCUAUCGUUUUGGAUUUUGAUCGUAUCAGCGAAAUCAUCGCCACUUCAAUCGGUGUCGUUUUGAUUCCUUGCUCAAUAACUGUCACUUACUUGGUCAGAUUCAAUUCAAAUAUUGGAGAUUGAUAUGAUGUCUCUGCACCUACCCAUCCCUGUGCAGUACUGAUUGGAUACCUCUGAUUCUUAUCUAAUGUGUAGCAUGUAACAGUGCCUGUUUGAUGUGCCACACCAAGCUGGCUAAGGCAUAAUUAAAAUUCAAUUUUGGCAAUUUAUAUUGAAUGAGAGGAUUUGUAAAUUAUAUUUUCAUUCAAGUUUAAGGGAGAAGUUUUGUUGGGAAAAAUAAAAAAGCAUCUGAAUAAAGUUCUUGAGAUACACUUUCAAGUUCAAUUUGAAGAAAGGGGAUUGCUAUCGUACUGAAAGAAUUAUUACACUGUGCUCACAUAUUCAGUACAUGAUAUAUUAUUUUUUCAGUAUAUUUUUUAAUUAUAAAGGAUUUGAUAUUAUGGUAUAAGGAAAAAAAUGGAGCCAAUUUCGGAAAAACGAUAUCCUCUAGGUGCAGUAAAUUACAAGUUAUAUGAAGAGGUUGGGGAAGGCGUCAGUGCCUCAGUAUUCCGAGCUCUCUGCAUUCCACUCAAUGAGAUUGUUGCCAUCAAAGUACUUGAUCUUGAGAAGUGCAAUAAUGAUUUGGAUGGAAUUCGGAGAGAGGUACAGACCAUGAGCUUGAUUGAUCAUCCAAAUCUUUUAAAAGCAUAUUGCUCUUUUACUGCUGGGCACAGUCUUUGGGUUGUGAUGCCCUACAUGGCUGGUGGCUCUUGCCUUCAUAUAAUGAAAUCGGCCUUUCCCGAGGGUUUUGAAGAACCUGUUAUUGCAACUGUAUUGCGUGAGGUUCUCAAAGCUCUUGUUUAUCUCCAUGCCCAUGGGCACAUACACAGAGAUAUUAAGGCUGGGAAUAUUUUGUUUGAUUCUAAUGGUGCAGUCAAAGUGGCUGACUUUGGAGUAUCUGCGUGUAUGUUUGAUACCGGAGAUAGGCAACGUUCAAGAAAUACUUUUGUUGGAACACCUUGCUGGAUGGCUCCUGAAGUUAUGCAGCAAUUGCAUGGAUAUGAUUUUAAAGCAGAUAUAUGGUCGUUUGGUAUAACAGCACUUGAACUUGCUCAUGGUCAUGCACCAUUUUCCAAGUAUCCACCGAUGAAAGUUUUGCUUAUGACUUUGCAAAAUGCCCCUCCAGGUCUUGAUUAUGAAAGAGACAAGAGAUUUUCAAAGUCUUUCAAAGAGUUGGUUGCCACCUGCUUAGUCAAAGACCCAAAGAAGCGUCCAAGCUCAGAAAAGCUUUUAAAGCACCACUUCUUUAAACAUGCACGUGCCACCGAAUAUCUUGCUCGCACCAUUCUCGAUGGCCUUGCUCCAUUAGGAGACCGCUUUAAAACGCUGAAGGCUAAAGAGGCAGAUUUAUUGAUGCAGAACAAAGCUCUUUAUGAAAUGGAGCAAUUAUCUCAGAAAGAAUAUAUUCGAGGAAUUAGUGCCUGGAAUUUUAACCUGGAAGAUUUGAAGAGUCAAGCUGCUCUUAUUCAAGAUGAAGACAUGUCAAUUGCAGAAAAGCCAGAUACAGAUAAGAAGAAAAAAGACAUCUUAAAUGACUUAAAGGUUCCCGCGGAGGAGCAUUCUGCUUCUAAUCAUUCAGAGGGUAAAUCCACACUGGACAAGGAGGAUGGAUUCAACAAUCUUAAGGAUUUGGAAAGUUCACUUGCUUCAUUCCCUGUUAAACCUCUUCAAGCACUCAAAGGUUGUUUUGAUGUCUGUGAUGAUGAUGAUGUCAAUAAUACUAGUCCAAGAGAUUUGGAUCACAGUUAUGGAAGAAUUGAUAAUGAAAGUUCUGGGCCAAGUAAAAUGUCGCCUCAAAAUUCUACUCAGCCUAAGAAAUUUUUCUCUAGCUCUUUACAACCUGAUAAUUUUUCCAAAAAAGUUACUGAUGUGGACAGGGAUUAUCCACAAACAAAAUAUCCUUCCGAACGGAAUCACAGUGGUCCAUUGUUAUAUCGGCAGAGGAGAGAUAUCAACAACUUUCCAUCUGUUGAUGACGCAUCAGAAGGAGCGGUCGUCCAGCGUAGGGGACGGUUUAAGGUCACCUCAGCAGAUCCCAGUUCAAUGGGUCUUUCAAAUAACUCUUCUGGCCCUGUUACUGGAAGUCCUACUCCUACUCCUACCAGUCCCCCAAAACAGAACUUAGUGACCGCUUCUAUUCUUCCAUCCCUGCAGUGCAUCUUGCAACAGAACGGCUUGCAGAGGGAAGAAAUUAUUAAACUGAUAAAGCACACAGAGCAAUCUUAUGCAGGUAAGAAUUCAGAAUCCAUAGAGGCAGGAGCAGUUGAUAUUCUGCAGGCAUCACCCGCGACAACUAGAGAAAAAGAGCUGCAUUCGCAGGUGAUUCAACUUCAGCAGAGCAUUGGAAGCCUUGUUGAGGAAUUGCAGAGACAAAAGAUGAAAAAUGUUCAGUUAGAGAGACAGUUAAGCAGUAUGGUCAACAAAAUUGAAAAGUGAAGAACAAGAUGAUGAGUGUUAUCGUGGUUUGAUUAAUCUUGGGGGAUAGGGGCAUAUCUUAUUACCAUAUGUGAACUUGUGGUUGCGGCAGAGAGCAAUUUUUGAGAUGCUAUUCCUUGAGUCACCUGUAAAAUUUAAUUUAUUUGACAAGAUACUCAGAUCAUGUAAUUAUGACUCUUUCUCCUUUCUCCCCUCUCUUCCCAAAUAAUAAUCACUCUUGAGGAUUCUGAUUAAUGCAUAUAGAAGUUUUUUUAGCUCCUUAA
Messenger RNA from Vicia villosa (hairy vetch), 2931 nucleotides. Its product is annotated as serine/threonine-protein kinase BLUS1. Bases 650 to 2668 code for a protein of 672 amino acids. The transcript is spliced from 21 exons. Lineage: Eukaryota; Viridiplantae; Streptophyta; Magnoliopsida; Fabales; Fabaceae. The record is from RefSeq and is a predicted model, not a curated record. Gene Ontology annotation, biological process: protein phosphorylation. Gene Ontology annotation, molecular function: protein serine/threonine kinase activator activity; protein kinase activity; ATP binding.